This is a messenger RNA of Maylandia zebra (zebra mbuna), 2085 nucleotides long. RefSeq names its product metalloproteinase inhibitor 4. The record is from RefSeq and is a predicted model, not a curated record. Gene Ontology annotation, biological process: negative regulation of membrane protein ectodomain proteolysis; response to cytokine; response to hormone. NCBI's taxonomy places the organism in Eukaryota, Metazoa, Chordata, Actinopteri, Cichliformes, Cichlidae. Gene Ontology annotation, cellular component: extracellular matrix. Gene Ontology annotation, molecular function: metalloendopeptidase inhibitor activity; protease binding.
AAAGGAUGGUAGUUUUUCUUCUUGCGUUAGAGGAGGCUGUCCCUAAAUUGUUGAGCACAUAAGAGGCUCCCUGUGUGCGACCCUCUCAGCAUUCAAGACCAGAGUGUGAGGGGAUCCAACUAUUGUAAGUUCCUCUGCGUAUUGUCUACAGAGAGGGAGAGAGGAGAAGAGAAAAGAGAGCAGUGGCAGCAGCAGCAACAGUAGCAGCAGCCUUCCCUUCCCUUCACUGCAGCUUGAAUUCAUAGGUUUACUUUAAACUUAUGAAAACAUUUCUAUCCACAGCUGCCUUUCGGCUCAGCAGAGCUCAUCUUACCACUUCGACCCCACCGUCUUAUCUAUCACCCUGCCCUCUUGCUGACUGCCCACCCGACUUUCUUCCAGGGGAACUUAACAGGAUCACAAGAGGUUGCCGAGCUUUCAUCAAGUGGUGGAGCGGUCAGAGGUAGCCAGAGUCAUCAUGGCCGUGUCCCAGGAGCGGAGUGUGUGUCUGGGGCUUUGGGUGCUCAUUUUGCUUGGUGCAGGCUUGGAGGAAGUUGUGGAGGGAUGCAGCUGCCACCCAGCACACCCACAACAGCUCUUUUGCAGUGCUGAGAUUGUGAUAAGAGCCAAGAUAUCUGGAGAGAAGAUUGUGUCGCCUAGCAACAGCUCCUCACCUUACAUGAAGAUGAUCCAAUACGAAAUAAAAAUGAUCAAGAUGUUCAAAGGUUUUGACAAGGCUAAGGAUAUCCAGUAUGUGUACACUCCAGUUUUCUCAUCGCUGUGUGGAGUCAAGCUGGACUCCAACAAUAAGGCAGGGUAUCUGCUCUCAGGGAGCAUGUGGAGUGAUGGGAGGAUUUCUAUUGGCCAGUGUGAUCUGGUAGAGUCUUGGGACAACUUAUCAGUGUCGCAAAAGAAGAAUCUCAACUAUAGAUACCAGAUGGGCUGUGAAUGCAGAAUCAACACCUGUUACACAGUGCCGUGUGCAUCUACAGGAGAAAACGAGUGCUUGUGGACUGACUGGCUGCUGGAUAACAGCCUAAACGGCGAGCAGGCUCGGCAGUACGCUUGCAUCCGCCGCUCUGACACAAGCUGUAGCUGGUACCGGGGUGGGCCUCCAUCUGAGAAAGACUUCUUUGACAUGACUGACCCUUGACCUGUAAUUCUGAGAUUCAUUUUACUCAAUAUGUUUCCCAAUAUGCCUCAUGAAAAAAACAAAAAACGAAAAAACAAAACCCUGCUUUGGCUUAUGUAGAUCAGAUCUGGGGUUGAAAACAGCAACUGAUUUCAUUAAAAAAAAUUUGGGCGAAUAUUAAAUCUGAGGGAGCAUAAUGUAACCGUGAGCUUUGACUGGUUGUUACAGUAAAUCUUGGAAAAUCUGUCCAAACUGCAGCACUCCAGUGAAUCAUCUUCUUUCUCUCACGCCAGAUUAGACUCAUCAUUUGAUCUAGACCGUUUUUUUACCUGAAGGCAAAUGAAUAAAAUUAUACAAGGCCUUACAUUUGUUUAUGCAUGAAGUAUGAAGCAUAAAGGUGUUCAUUUGCUGCAAAAAUAAGACAAAGUUAUAUCAGGAAACAAAAAUGGUAAAUAAAUAAUAGAAGGAAGCUGUCGCAACCUUUUCUGAACCAAUUCCAGACCCACUGCAGCAGCUUUCCUUUCCCCUCUUUUUCCUUCACACCUCCUGGGAGUGAAUAUCUUUAAAUAGUAUCUGCUAACUGUCAAUACAAAUAAAAGUACACAGUAUAUACAAAUCUGUGUGGAAGGUUUAGGCACUAAAAAACUGAAAGUCUCUUUCAAAAGUCUACAAUAAAAAAUUAUUUUUAUUUUUACAUUUUUAUGAAUUGAUCCAUAUCUGGUGUGGGCAAUGUUUCCACAUGUAAAUCCAAGGCAAAGGGUGCCUGUAUGUUAGUGUACUUUUCAGUGGUAACCUCAGUACAGUUCUAAGCGUUUCUGAGUAUUUUUCCAAUGUUCUGCUGGAUUUAGCCUGUCUCCAUUGCUUUUGUCACUUAAUGUAAACCCAUUCAGACUCCAUGAUUCAGACUCCAAGGCUCUAUGGGGACCAUACCAUCUGUUGCAGGACUCUUUGUUCUUCUAACGAUUGUUCUUUGA